AUGAAACUUCUCCUCUGUUUGCUUGUUUCAAUUCUUGUAAUUGGAUAUCCAGUCGAUUCACCGAUCGUCGGAAUGAAUGACCGAAAAACUGAAGCACUGCGUAAUGGAAUUGAGCCAAUCCUCGAACUUCUACGCCAGUGUUGGGAUCAUCCGAAAUGUACUUAUCUCUAUCCAAUCACCCUUUUUUUCUUCGCUUUACUCUUUUCGUUUGCCAUCUACAAAUGUGCUCAAAAAAGAAAGCCAAUCAAUGGACAAGCAGCAGAAAACGAAGCUUUUUGUGAAGUCUGU
Molecule: messenger RNA, 288 nt
Organism: Mesorhabditis belari
Lineage: Eukaryota; Metazoa; Nematoda; Chromadorea; Rhabditida; Rhabditidae
Source: the annotation of a GenBank genome assembly